AUGGACCCUCUGGAGGUUCCUCCUCUCACUCCCACCAGUAAGGAGGUCCUCAGUCAGGCACUGAAGGCCAGCUUCUCUGGAUUUUCUCAGGAGAGGAUCACCCAUCACUUCCCUCCUGGUGUGGAUCCACAAACAUAUGAUGCUUAUUUUAAAAAUUAUACAUUUCUAACCCUUUAUUCAUGUCCCCAGACCCCACCCUGUGGUCAGACUGGGAGGUGAACUACUGGUUGGACUGGUGUCAGGCUGAGUUUGGGCUCGCCUGUCUGGGUUCAGACCUGCGGGGUCUGCAGGGGACGGAGCUCUGCGCUCUGGACAGAGAGGCCUUCCUGAACCUGAUAUCGGACUGCACGGCUGGAGAGAUCCUGUGGGAGCACCUGGAGGAUAUGAGGAGAGGUGGGAGGAAAAAUCAUCAUCAGUUACAAUACUGAAUUUACUCACAUUCUAUUUCUAUGACAGAGUAACGUGGCUUCAUUAACGAGUAAAAACUUGAGUUUUCCUGAAUGAAGUUGUAAACUUACACAUAAAAAUAAAUCAUGAAGCUGAGCAAGAGGUUCUGACUCAACUUGACUACUUCCAGGGUGCGUGGAGACAUUACAAAGGUCUCGAACUCUAGAAGCACUCAAAGUUGCAGUUUCCUGAAUGUCCAAUAGAGGCUGCUAGAAUUUCAGUUUCCCUUGGGGGAAUCCUCCCAAAGGAUCACUUUAGUUCUAAUCUAAUCUCAUCCAAAAUCGUAUCUAAUCUAAUCUAAUCUAAAAUAUAAUCUAAUCUAGAAUAUAAUCUCACCUAAUCUCGAAUAUAAUAUAAUCUAAAAUAUAAUCUUGUAUUGAGCUCUAUGGAGAUUGACUCACCUUUAAAGACAACCUUCUGUGGACAAUUGAGGUACUGCAGUUUUUUGCACUUGUGUAUUAGCUUAAUUCUUCAGCUCCAAAGGUUGCUAUUUGGUAAACUUCUAUUUUUAUCUGUUUGGUAUAUAUGUCAAAUCCAAAGUAGUCAAUCUAUCUUCCACUUUUAUUUAAGGUGUGACUGCUAUAUGUUCAAUAUCCAGUAUUUGUAGAUUUGGAGCACAUGUAGGAACUUACCUAUGGGAUAUGUUUUCUUCAUUAUGGGUUUUCUUUUUGUUUAUCUAUUUUAUUUUAUUUUGCCUUUUUACUCUUAUUGUGUUACAAAAAAAAAAUGCUCAAUAUAAAAUCUAACACAAAAAAUUUGAUUUACCUCUCCAGAGAUUGGAUACAACUGCAGCUCUUCACUGUCUUCAUGCACAACACCGUCAUACUGUGAGCUGCAGAAUAACAAAGGUACACAUCUCCUGUGUGGCUGAUUUCAAAGUUAAAAUUAUCAAAAUCAGGAAUUAAUUGCUGAUGUUGUCUGAUUCCUGAUCUGCACAUCCUCAGAACAUUUCCCAGACUUUGUGGAGGAUCCUGCAGACAAACACAGGUAUCAGGCUCAGUAUCUUCAGGCUGAGAGGAUGGAGCUACACACUAUGGACUCUGUCCAACAUCAGGAUUAUUAUCUGAUCAAAGGGGAAGACCCAAACAGGAGCAUCAACCCCACUCUGCUGCUGGACACGGGCAGAAACACAGGUCAGGAAAAAACAAAAGUUUACUUGUGCAAAGGAGACAUUAUGAAGUUUUUUUCCUGAGAUAAAGCUGUGAUUAAAUACAGUGCAAUGAGGAAUUGACAUAAUGAAAGUGCGCAGAUUUUUAUCUUGUUUCUUUAUUUCCAAAAGUCACAACUUCUUGCAACAAGUUUAUUUAAUGAGGAGCUCCUUAAGGGACAGGAUGCUCCAUCUGAAGUGUGUGACGGAGAGGUAUCACAGGUCAUUCCUUCCUUCAGCUGACAGACUCCACAACAGAAACCUCAGUGUGCAAUAAAUCAUAUCUCUAUGUAUAUGCUGUGCACAUGCAUUUAGUAAAUAAGACUCAUGUAUAUAUCUUUUUUUAGUUUCUCUCUUUUAAUUUCUCUUCUGUGUUUGUAUUUAUGCUGCUGUAAUUUUGGAAUUUCCCCACGUGGGAUUCAUAAAGGAAUAUCUUAUUAUUUUUGUGCACAAAUUAUUUAUAGGAACAAGUUAUCAACUCUGAGUGUGGUAUAGAAGUCCCUGAGCUCCAUCAUCCUCAGGAAUGUGCAGAUGUUGUACUGAUGUGGACCUGCAUCAGUCUCUCCUCUAUCCAUCCCUCUCUUUCUCCAUCUCCCUCCCUAAACUCACCUCAGUCUCAGUAGACUGUCCAACAUCAGUCUGGUUCUGCUCGAGGUUUCUGCCUGUUCAAGGAAGUUCUUCCUCUCUAUUGUCUGUAUUGUGGUUGAAGUGUGGGAGUAGGUCUGAGCUUACACUCACAAUACUUGUUUUGACUUGUGGCUAUAACGAUGGAAUGAUUGACAGACAACAAAAAAAUCUACUUAGUGAUUGCCCAAAUGCAUUUGUCCUCAAAUACAUGAAACUCUGAAAGAACGGCUCUUAUAGGCUGUAACCCUCUAAUAAUCCAAGAUGGCAGCAGAUGCUGUUUAUUCAUCCAUCUCUCUCAUUGUCUUUGUCAUUUUUUGACUCUUAGAGACAGACUCAGAGGUGGAGAUCUCUCACAGUGAUGACUCGGACAUCGCGGGCUCUCUGUCAUGGACUACUUCGCUGCAGGAAGUAGAUCCUGGAAUGGAGGAAAGCGUAUCUGGAGACGUCUUCAUUUUACCACAGACGCACCGCAGCUUCAAAGAAUACAUCGGAAAUAAGACCGAUAUGGGCCGAGCCGUGAUACCAGCAGCCAUACUGGCUGGGUACACUGGUGAGUACUGGGUAUACUGGUUUUAAUGUCCUGUGUAAGUUUUGCAGCAGUUUUUUACCGUAACAUCUUCUCUACAUCGCAACAGGAAGCGGUCCCAUCCAGCUGUGGCAGUUCCUCCUGGAGCUCCUCACAGACCGGAGCUGUCAGUCCUGCAUCAGCUGGACUGGGGACGGAUGGGAGUUCAAGCUGACGGACCCUGAUGAGGUACUGAACACACCAGGAGUGUAAAGCAGAGCAAAGAAAGUUAAACCGCAGUCUUUUUUUUUUUUACUCUUUGUUGUAAGGGUAAGGUCUUUUUCUUUUGACCCCACUGACCUCUUUGUCUCCAGGUGGCGCUGCUGUGGGGCCGCAGGAAGAACAAACCUAAGAUGAACUACGAGAAGCUGAGUCGAGGUCUGAGAUAUUACUACGACAAAAACAUCAUCCAAAAAACAGCUGGCAAGCGCUACGUCUACCGCUUCGUCUGCAACCUGCAAGGCCUCCUGGGAUAUGAGCCUGGGGAGCUACAUGCCAUGCUGGCCCCGAAUAAUAAGAGUCAGUGA
Messenger RNA from Xyrichtys novacula (pearly razorfish), 3313 nucleotides. The record is from the annotation of a GenBank genome assembly. NCBI's taxonomy places the organism in Eukaryota, Metazoa, Chordata, Actinopteri, Labriformes, Labridae.